UCGGAGCUGGUAGAGCCGAAGCGGGAACUCCUUGAGGACGGCGCUGGCGCAUCUGUCCCUCGGGACUGACCUCCCUUUCCUUUCAGGUUUUAAGUCCCGGAGGAUACAAUGUUCGCUAAACUCUUCCAGCAGUGGAGUUUCGCAGUGUUCCUGCUGAGUUAUUCCGUGCCCUCCUACGGGAGAUCAGUAGAGGGGUUCAGCCGCAGACUCAAAAGAGCUGUAUCAGAGCACCAGCUACUGCAUGACAAGGGCAAGUCAAUCCAAGACUUACGAAGAAGAAUAUUUCUUCAAAAUUUAAUCGAAGGUGUCAACACUGCAGAGAUCCGUACAACAUCAGAGGUGUCACCUAACCCUAAACCUGCUACCAACACGAAGAACUAUCCUGUCCGGUUUGGCAGUGAAGAUGAGGGCAGAUACCUAACUCAGGAGACAAACAAAUCACAGACCUACAAGGAGCAGCCCCUGAAGGUGUCAGGGAAGAAAAAGAAAGCAAAGCCUGGAAAACGUAAGGAACAAGAGAAGAAAAAGAGGCGAACCCGCUCAGCUUGGCUAAAUUCUGGCAUGUAUGGAGACAUCAUGACCGAGAGCCCACUUUUGGACAUCUCUGUUACUACACAUAAUCACACUUUAAGGAGGUGCUGACAUCUUCAGCAAGAGAUAUUUGGAGGACAUAUUGCAGUAUUCUGUAAUAGUGAAUAUAUGGGAAGUAUUAAAAUAUUUAUUAUCUGUAAAUAUUGUAAAUGCUCAGAAUGAAACCUUUUUCCCCUCAUUGC
This is a messenger RNA of Cyanistes caeruleus (blue tit), 773 nucleotides long. It is a transcript of the gene PTHLH, whose product is annotated as parathyroid hormone like hormone. Gene Ontology annotation, molecular function: hormone activity. Lineage: Eukaryota; Metazoa; Chordata; Aves; Passeriformes; Paridae. Gene Ontology annotation, biological process: bone mineralization. Gene Ontology annotation, cellular component: extracellular region. The record is from RefSeq and is a predicted model, not a curated record.